AUGGUCAUCUGCUUCCAUCAAGAGAAGAUCUUCGCAGAGCCUGGCAUCGAGAAAAGACAGGAUGGUAGAUGCCGAGCAAUAGGAAAACAAUCUACCAGUCAUCGCCAUCCUUACUCAGUCAAAAGGGACUGGUUCAAAUCCCUCGUGCAAAAGGCCGACAAGGCCCACCAUCGCGACGCUGUUUGCGAUGAUUACCCCAAUGACAUAUUCAUAGAUAUGCUAUCGGGGGGCCCAUCGGGGUCGACGACGAAUAAGAACAACAUUCCAAAACUCACCCGAGAAAAGCCAAAGAUCAACAGUUCCUCAUCAGCGAGCAUUGCGGUAGAAAUGGUGAGGCGGCAGAGAACGCUGUCAUCAGCACUGAACAAGGAGCACAACAACGGUAAACGAUGGUGGUGGAACGAAAGAAAGGGGAACAGCGCUACUGCUCUCUCUCUCUUUUCUGACGGUGCUCGCUUUCCGGCUAGCUCGAACUUGACCUCGCAGACCAGUGCUAAGGAAAUAUCCGGACCAAUUACAGUAGUCUUUCUUCCUUUUUCCCCCCGAAUCAAGGUGUCUUUUACCCGGUCUUUGAUUCGUCCCCGUGUGCCGCUACCGACUUCUAUCGCUAACGUCACAACGACGGCUGCAGCGUACUGGAGGCUCUCGUAUGCUCAUAAAAUCAAUAUGGAUUUCGUAAUGCCAAAUAGAACAGCUGAUAAAGAAUUUGAAGUUAGAAUGCCGACAAUUGCCACCUCGGUUUUCUGGCAAUACUGGUUCCAAAAACAACAGUGA
This is a messenger RNA of Desarmillaria tabescens, 774 nucleotides long. RefSeq lists its product as uncharacterized. The transcript is spliced from 10 exons. The record is from RefSeq and is a predicted model, not a curated record. The coding region runs from base 1 to 774 and encodes 257 amino acids. Lineage: Eukaryota; Fungi; Basidiomycota; Agaricomycetes; Agaricales; Physalacriaceae.